UAGGUUUCGAAGGAUUAAACACACACUCACACACACACACUCACACACAUAGAGAGACACAGCUUCCUUAAAAGGCAACGCAAGAACAUCCAAAAUGAGUGAUCACCCAGUCAAGCAGGAGGUGCAGAACUUCGACAAGAGGUGUCUAAAAAAGACCAACACCGCAGAGAAAAACUCUCUUCCAACAAAGGAGGACAUCGAACAAGAAAAGAAGGCUGCCGAGGGUGGAAAAUGAAGCCCGUCGAGCAUGAUUCUUCAUGUAUCUCUCUAUCUAACACCCCCACCCUUUCCCUUCUCCUUUUAAGACAUUUUACUCGAUCACCCUCUUCACCUCCUGCACUCCAAAUCCUUGUUUAAAUAAUAUCGCAGUCUCUUCACAGGCAAGGAGACAUGCAACCGAAAGGGGCAGAUGAGUGGUAAAAUCCUGUGUAAUUGCACCUAUGCAUAUUUGUAAACUUUUUUUUUUUUUUUUCUUUUCUAUUUUGCAUACCUGAGAGUGGACUAAGGUUGUAUUGGAGCAGCUGAGCAAUCAAACACAAGUGUGUAUGUCUUAUCAUCAGCCAGUAACUCUGUCAUCUAUGCCCAUGUCUCUGUAUCUGGUAACAUUCGUUAUGAGUUAACCAGCAAAUGACAUGUAAAAAUAUUUUUGUUAAAAAAAAAUGUAAAAAAAAUAAAUAAAAUAAAUGAUGUUUAAAACAUA
Ictalurus furcatus (blue catfish) is the source of this 700-nucleotide messenger RNA. It is a transcript of the gene tmsb1, whose product is annotated as thymosin beta 1. Gene Ontology annotation, cellular component: cytoplasm. Bases 95 to 235 code for a protein of 46 amino acids. The transcript has 3 exons. Gene Ontology annotation, biological process: actin filament organization; regulation of cell migration. Lineage: Eukaryota; Metazoa; Chordata; Actinopteri; Siluriformes; Ictaluridae. The record is from RefSeq and is a predicted model, not a curated record. Gene Ontology annotation, molecular function: actin monomer binding.